Molecule: messenger RNA, 2588 nt
Organism: Poecilia reticulata (guppy)
Lineage: Eukaryota; Metazoa; Chordata; Actinopteri; Cyprinodontiformes; Poeciliidae
Gene: gja3
Product: gap junction protein, alpha 3
Biological process (GO): cell-cell signaling
Cellular component (GO): connexin complex
Molecular function (GO): gap junction channel activity
Source: RefSeq, a predicted model, not a curated record
ACAAACAAAAAAAGAGCCGAUGCAAUUAUCAGAGAAGUAAGUCUUCGGGGAGCCUCUCAGCAGGAGGUCUCGACGCUUUUCCGACCAUGCUACCGCUGACGGGCUGAUGGAUUUCAUCUUCCUGUGUAACUUUGACAUCUUCAAAGGUAUGACGGACAAACGCUGAAGUGACCCGAAACGUCCCCCCACCCCGACUCCCUCUGGUCGUCAGGAGGGAGUUAAUGAAGAAAUCUGAAGGUGUCAAACGGGUUGUGAACCUUAGUCGAUGGAUUUGUCACCUUUAAUUCAAGAGUUUUUCACCUGUACUUUCUCCGUAGGCUAGAAACGUGGAAGCAUGGGCGACUGGAGUUUUCUGGGGCGGCUGCUGGAGAAUGCUCAGGAGCACUCAACAGUCAUCGGCAAAGUCUGGCUGACCGUCCUCUUCAUCUUCAGGAUCCUGGUGCUCGGCGCCGCGGCCGAGGAGGUCUGGGGCGACGAGCAGUCCGACUUCACCUGCAACACCCAGCAGCCCGGCUGCGAGAACGUCUGCUACGACGAGGCCUUCCCCAUCUCGCACAUCCGCUUCUGGGUGCUGCAGAUCAUCUUYGUGUCCACGCCGACCCUCAUCUACCUGGGCCACGUGCUGCACAUCGUCCGCAUGGAGGAGAAGCGGAAGGAGAAGGAGGAGGAGAUGCGCAAAGCGAACAAGUUCCAAGAGGAGAAGGAACUCCUUUACAGAAACGGCGGCGAUGCCGGAGGCGGCGGAAAGAAGGAGAAGCCGCCCAUCAGAGACGAGCACGGCAAAAUCCGCAUCAGAGGUGCGCUGCUGCGCACUUACGUGUUCAAUAUUAUUUUCAAGACCCUGUUUGAAGUGGGUUUCAUUUUGGGCCAGUAUUUCCUGUAUGGCUUCCAGCUGAGGCCCCUCUACAAAUGCGCACGUUGGCCGUGCCCCAACACUGUUGACUGCUUCAUAUCAAGGCCCACUGAAAAGACCAUUUUUAUUAUAUUUAUGCUUGUGGUGGCUUGCGUGUCUCUUUUGCUGAAUUUGUUAGAGAUCUAUCACCUCGGAUGGAAGAAACUCAAGCAGGGCAUGACGAACGAGUUCGUCCCCGACAGCGAGUCGCUGCAGCGCGCCAAAGCUCAAGAACCUCAGUGUUUGGCCUCGGCCUCCAGAACUGUCCCAUCCAGCCUCAGCUACCCUCCCAACUACAUAGACGUGACAGCAGGCAGCGGGGCGUUCCUGCCAYCUGUAAGGCCGGCGACGAUGGCUUCAGCGGCGGAGUUCAAGAUGGGUGACCUCCAGCAGGAAGAUUCCCUUCAGCAGUCUUCUUCGCCUUCUCGGUACUACAUCAGCAACAACCACAGGCUGGCCACACAGCAGAACUGGGCCAACCUGGCCACCGAGCAGCAGACUCGGGAGAUGGGUUCCCCUUCGCCAUCCUCGUCUUCUUCUGCCAACAAUGAGAACGAACAGCAGCAGACGCCGGCUGGUGCUGCGCUGCUUCUUCCCAGCRACAACACCAACAGCAAUGCCAACACCACCACCAACGCCGCCUCAGGCAGCAAUGGCGGCAGCAGCCCAGCCAUCGACAGAGGCGGCGGAGGAGUCGACAACGYGCAGGAGGAGGUCCACCGCACCAUCACAACUGUGGAGAUGCAUGAGCCUCCGCUCAUGGCCAGCACAGAUCCUCGGCGGCUCAGCCGGGCGAGCAAGAGCAGCAACGUCAGGGCCAGGCCAAGCGACCUGGCUGUCUAGAAGCGCCCUUUAGUGUCCCCCAACAGCACCUCUGGCUUCCCUCUACCACRCCCUCAAACAAUGUGAUUGUUAAAAAAGCAAGAAAAGCAAUACAUACUUGCUUUAUGUAGGAUCAAGAUCUAAGAAAAAUGCAAAAAGACAAAGUAACAAGAGGCAGGAAGGCAAAUCAGCAUAAAAUGUAGCUGCUAGUUUGGAAUCACUUCCCCAGACAGAAGGGUCCCACUUCACCCGUCGCUCCCAAGCCCAACCAAUCCAAGUCCUGUUCUGGCUUUCAGAUAUUUGAUCCCUUGGCCUAACACAAACUUAUCAAUUGUCAACCUUAAACACAAACUAAAUUUACUAGUCAUUAGCUAUGACAGACAGGUUUUCAUUUGUAAGUGUGGCAGCUGCCACCAUGUGAGAACCGGGAAAGGUUUCGGACUCCGGGGACUCAGGAUGGUGUUGAGAGUCUUGGGUCAAAUACUGUCGCGCCCAGCUGCAGCCUUUUACUGCAUUCGGUGAGUUGUAGAGCUGCUUCUGUAAGGUUUGAUAGGACUGUGCACAAAAAAUAUGAUCAUACCUUUUAACAAAAAACAGAAGGUAAAAUGUUAUGUUGUUAAAGGUAAAUUUUAGCAACUUGGUUUGGUGGAAAGACUUAUUUGUUGGMGCAAACUGACAUAUUUUCCUAAUGUAUGUGUCAAGACAAUAAGAUUCUUACGAUAAAUACCACUGUGUCCAAGUCAUCUAAAGUUGGUUAAUAGCUUGGCUAUCUGUUCAGGUAGCAAGCCUAUCCGCUCAGCCGCUUUAGACAUGCCACUUAUUGUCGUUUCAGAACAGAACUGAAUUCAUAAGAGGGAUUGCUGGUGCUAUUUCA